CGCAUCAACAUUCCGCUUCCUCCCAACCCACACUCUUCCACCAUGUCAGCACCACGAGCGUCAACACGAACGCGUCAAACUCAGGCUUCAGCGAUACCCACGGGUCGUGUUACUCGUCUUCGCUCUCAACAGGGCACAGCGGCGCCCUCACCGGCUGGCUUAGGCAAGCCCGGCUUCCUCGCCAAGGGCAAGGAAGGCCUCCGCAAGGUCUCGGACAAGCUCAAGGAGAAGCAAGAGAAGGACAAGCAGGAGAAAGAAACUAAGAAGGCAGCGGAUACAUACACCGAGCAGCUCCAGGCGUACCUCCGCAUCCGACCUCAACUUGAGGCUGAGAGCGGCACGCCAUACCUUGAAGUGCAAGAUGGCACAAGUGUUCUCAUGCGCCCUCCGGUGGAAAGCCGUCUGCAUAUGCCCAAACCGAGUCAGCUGUACUCGUUCAACCGUGUGUUUGGGCCCGACACGGAGCAGAAUAACUUCUUCAAUGAAACGACCAAGCCGCUGGUUGAGAAGCUGCUGCAGGGCGAAAAUGGUCUGCUGUUUGCUUAUGGUGUGAGCAACAGUGGCAAGACUUAUACUAUUCAAGGCGGGGACAGCUCGAAGCUCGAGGAGCGCGGCCUUCUCCCUCGCUCAGUCGACGUAGUGUUCAAUUCCAUCAAGGGGUUGGAAAGCAAGGAGAACCUCAAGUGUCAGGGCCUGGCUAAUGUCGUCCUUACCGAUGAGGACGACGGUAUCGACCUUCACAGCCUCCCGUUCGAGCCCGAGGCUCGCCUCAACGACAGCGUGAAGGUUGACCGCAACUUCUCCUACGCUGUGUUUGUGUCCUAUGUCGAGGUUUACAACGACAAGAUCUUUGACCUCCUGGAUGCAGUCCUGCCCUCGACGCGGCCUAAGGUUCCUUCUGCCACUCCUCGAGCUUCAGCAUUGCCUCGGUCGUCGGCAAUGCCGCGAAACAUGAGCACCAUAGGCCUGUCCGGGCACAUCAACUCGUCCAUGAGUCUCGCCGCUCUGGCCAACGGAGGCGCCGGCAUCCUCAAGCGCAGAGCUCUUGUUCUCAAGAACGAUCCCGAUGGGAAUGGCAAGUACAUCUGCGGCGCCCACGAGAUUCGCGUUCGCACUCGCGAGGAGGCACUGGCUGUCUUCCGCUGCGGCCAGGGCGCUCGUCAGGUGUUUGGGACGAUGGCCAACCGCGAGUCAAGCCGGAGCCACGGAAUCUUCACUAUUAAGGUUGUGCGCGUGCACAAUGGCGCUCCGGAGGACCCUGACUCUGCUUCCGUAUCACGCCUCGCAAUCGUCGAUCUCGCCGGCUCCGAGCGCACGCGCAACACGGCAACCACUGGCGAUCGUCUCAAGGAGGCUGGUAAUAUUAACAAGUCACUCAUGGUGCUGGGCCAGUGUCUCGAGGUUCUUAGAGCCAACCAGCAGCGCAUCGCUGCUCCGUGCCCACCAGGUGCCCGGAAGAAGCUAGCCAUUGUACCCUUCCGCCACUCGAAACUCACUGAAAUCUUCCAGAACUUCUUCGUCGGUGACGGCCGGGCUGUCAUGAUGAUCCACGUCAACCCCUACGACACUGGCUUUGACGAGAACUCACAUGUCAUGCGUUUCUCCGCCAUCGCACGCGAGAUCCAGACAACUGCGACGCACAAGACGACGAUUCCUGCUCUUAAGCGCCAGAUCUCAAGCCACCUCAGUGCCUUCCGCUCAGCUAUGGGCGGCGGACAAAGAAUCAAGGUCAUGGUGCCCGUCGUGGCCAAACUGCCGGAGGCCUUGGUAUCAGAGGCGCCGCCGACACCGGCAGCUUCAGCUCCUCCGGUGAUUCCCACGCGUACCUCUAGCGCUCGUGUAGCCGGCUCUCGGCCUUCUGCACGCGGGGCUACAGCGGCUGUGAGCGCCAGCACACGUUCGACUCGCACUCACACGCGGCCUGCACCAUCUCCUCCACAGGCGCCUUCCCCGGCCCCUGAACCUGAGCAAAUCAAGAUGAUCGAGGAGGAGCUUGAGGUUGUGGAAGAAGACGCUGAGGACGAGAGCGAUGACGAGCAAGACCUCCUCGUCGAGUACCUCUUCGAGCAGCUGCGCGAGCUCAAGACACAGCUGUUUGAGAGUGAAAUGCGCAAUGCGCAGCUCGAGGUUGAUAUUCGUGAGGAGGUCUCACGCGACCUUCAAAACACAAUCAGGCGGAUUCAUGCCGAGUACGAGAAGCGGCUCCAGGCGGCGGCGGCCGCUGCCGAGCUCAAGGCGGACAUGAAGCUCGACAUAGUUCAGCGCACCAUGGGCGAUGUGGGAGACUCGUCGGUCGAUGAGAGCUUCGAGUCGUCCACAGACGGAGAUCUCACAAUGGACUUCCUCUCCGAUCCCUUCCUCAGCGCUCCGAUUCGGAAGCCGAACGACGGCUCGACCUCGGAGAGAGAGGUCGAAGAAGAGAUUUCUAUGAUAUUCCACAAUUCGGGGGACGUGAGCGGUUCUGUCGAUGAGGACGACGAGGGGGGCGUCACCGAAUCCGAAUCGGAAGAAGAGGAGCCCGUCGAGGGCCGCUCGAUGCUUAGCAACGCAGCGGGCAGCGACACCGAGAUGGAGGAUGGCAACGACUCGGAAGAGGAGGAGCCGAUCGAGCUCCGCCCCAUUACACCAACCGACGAGACGCCUACGCCGACAGCGACGACGCCAACGGGGGCUCAGGCGGAGCACUCUGGCGAAAUCGACUCUGACGAGGAACUCAACUCUUCAGAUGAGGAGGGGACCGUCGAAGACACCUCCAUGGUGAGCAUGUGCACGAGCGCCGACUCCGAGGAGGGGGAGGAGGACGUCUCUGGCGACGGCUACGAUGAUGAGGACGAGUCGGAGGGCGGCUCUGAUGAAGAAGACGACGACUUUGAUGCGUCCUUCGCUUCGAGCGUGUCAGCGGAGUCUGAGCCUGCGCGUCGCGCCUCGAGGCGAAGCCCAGUGAAGGUCCAGGCGCCAGCCAAGCCCGCUCCUCUCCGCGAGAGUAGGCGCCAGGUCACGUACAACGAGGACGAAGAUCUUAUGAAGCCCGCCACUCCCGCUCAAGCCAAGAAGAAGCGCACAUUGGGCAAGCGUAUUGUCACCGAGGACGAGAUGGCGGCUCGCGAGCCUGCUGGAGGUGCCGAGGUGCGACGCAUGGUGCGGGGCCUGUGAUCUGUGAUAUGUUUUGUAGUGUUUGUAUCUGUUUUUAUGAUUACGAUUUCUUCAGAAGCAAG
Molecule: messenger RNA, 3215 nt
Organism: Cutaneotrichosporon oleaginosum
Lineage: Eukaryota; Fungi; Basidiomycota; Tremellomycetes; Trichosporonales; Trichosporonaceae
Biological process (GO): microtubule-based movement
Cellular component (GO): kinesin complex; nucleus; microtubule
Molecular function (GO): ATP hydrolysis activity; microtubule motor activity; ATP binding
Source: RefSeq, a predicted model, not a curated record